This is a messenger RNA of Oryctolagus cuniculus (rabbit), 1444 nucleotides long. The record is from RefSeq and is a predicted model, not a curated record. Lineage: Eukaryota; Metazoa; Chordata; Mammalia; Lagomorpha; Leporidae.
UUUACUACCUCUAGUAAAAAACAACUGGGCUGGGGUUAAAGUAUCAGCCCAAAGUCCUGAACAAAUAUGGAGUGGCAAGUUCUGCAUGCCAGCUUUAAAUUCAGAGCAAGCAUCGUCCCGUAAAACCAAACAUGGCAUCUUCCAUGAGGAGCUUGUUUUCUGACCACAGCCGCUAUGUCGAAUCUUUUCGGAGAUUCCUCAGCCAUUCCACGGAACACCAGUGCAUGCAGGAAUUCAUGGACAAGAAGCUGCCAGGCAUAAUAGCAAGGAUUGGGGAUGUAAAAUCAGAAAUUAAGAUUCUGAGCAUAGGAGGAGGUGCAGGUGAAAUUGAUCUUCAAAUUCUCUCCAAAGUCCAGGUUCAAUUCCCAGGAGUUCAUAUCAACAAUGAAGUAGUUGAACCAAGUGCUGAACAAAUCACCAAGUACAAAGAGCUUGUAGCCAAGACAUCAAACCUCGAGAACAUAAAGUUUGCUUGGCAUAAGGAGACCUCAUCUGAAUAUCAAAAUAGAGUGAUGGAGAAAAAAGUGCUUCAAAAAUGGGACUUCAUUCAUAUGAUUCAGAUGCUGUAUUAUGUAAAAGACAUCUCAGCUACCCUGAAAUUCUUCCAUGGUCUCUUAGCUACAAAUGCAAAGAUGCUCAUUAUUCUUGUGUCAGGAACCAGUGGCUGGGACAAGCUGUGGAGAAAGUAUGGAUCCCGUUUACCCCAAAAUGACCUUUGCCAGUAUAUCACGUCCUCUGACCUCACUGAGAUGCUGGAUGGCCUAGGGAUUAAGUACGAGUGUUACGAUCUUCUGUCCACCAUGGAUAUAUCUGACUGCUUCCUUGAUGGGAAUGAAAAUGGAGACCUGCUUUUGGAUUUUUUGACAGAAACCUGCAACUUUACCACAACAGCACCACCUGAUCUCAAGGCAGAACUUAUGAAAGAUCUACAAGAGCCCGAGUUUAGUAUUAGGAAAGAGGGGAAGAUUCUAUUUAAUAAUAAUCUGAGUUUCAUAGUGAUUGAGGCAUAGCUAUCAAUGAACAGGGUAGAUUCAAAAUUAUAUUUUGAACAAUGUUAAUCAAUCAUUUAUUUCCAUAUUAAAAUUACUAAAUAGGUUUCAUCGAAGAGACAGAGCAUUGUCUCAUAUAUAACAUUUAGAAAAUUCCAAGAUAUUCCUAGUCUUCCAUGCAGAUUCAUGUGAGAUACUGCUGGAUUUAGCAUGUUGUCCCUCCAUAUAGAUACCAUAUGUAGGCUAACGUGGGACAACUGAGUUUCACUGGUGCAUUGUCACUAAAAUUCUUUCAUUUUGCUGAUUGUAUUGGAGUUUAUGAGAAUACUAAUGAAAUAUAUGUUAUAGAUUCUUUGAAUACAUGUGAAGUAUAUAUGUUUAUUGGUACAUUGCAUACUAAGAAAGUAUUUUAAUUGAUAUUUUCCUUGUUGUGAAUAAAUGCAAGAGUAAAAGUC